Molecule: messenger RNA, 8227 nt
Organism: Equus caballus (horse)
Lineage: Eukaryota; Metazoa; Chordata; Mammalia; Perissodactyla; Equidae
Gene: MYLK
Product: myosin light chain kinase
Biological process (GO): protein phosphorylation; tonic smooth muscle contraction
Cellular component (GO): cleavage furrow; cytoplasm; stress fiber
Molecular function (GO): protein binding; ATP binding; myosin light chain kinase activity
Source: RefSeq, a predicted model, not a curated record
UGACCGGGUGAAGUUGGCUGCCCAGCGAAGGCAAGUUGCAACAUCUGUGAGCAGAGUCAGACAAACGGCCCCGUAACUUUCUCAGUCUGGCUCUGGGCUCUGCAGCCCGUCCCUGGCUCUCCUUCACCGUCUUCCUUCUCUGACGGACCUUGGACAGGAAUCUCUGCAGCACAGCGGCAAAGCGUGGCUGCCCAUGCGUCCCACCUCAUGGGAGAGCUGCCCGAGGAAGAGGCCACGACCAUGGGGGAUGUGAAGCUGGCUGCCUCGGCACACGGUUCCAAAACCUCCCACAGUGCGGAUCACUCGAGAGUCGGCUCCAUGCCCCUGAAGGAGGCCCCUGCUUUCAUUUUGCCCCCUCGGAACCUCUGCAUCAAAGAAGGAGACACCGCCAAGUUUGAAGGGAGGGUCCGGGGCUACCCAGAGCCCCAAGUGACGUGGCACAGAAACGGGCAACCCCUCACCAGUGAGGGCCGCUUCCUGCUGGAUUGUGGUAUCCGGGGGACUUUCAGCCUUGUGAUUCAUGCUGUCUGUGAGGAGGACAAGGGAAAGUAUACCUGUGAAGCCACCAAUGGUAGUGGUGCCCGCCAGGUGACAGUGGAGUUGACGGUAGAAGGAGGCUUUGUGAAGAAGCAUGGUCAGCCUGUUGUUCCCAAAACUUUAGGGGACAGAUUUGCAACCCCCGCAGUGGAGACCCGUCCUAGCAUCUGGGGAGAGUGCCCACCAAAGUUUGCUACCAAGCUGGGCCGAGCCAUCGUCAGAGAAGGACAGAUGGGACGAUUCUCCUGCAAGAUCACUGGCCGGCCCCAACCACAGGUCACCUGGCUCAAGGGAGAUGUUCCCCUGCAGCCGAGUGCCCGGGUGUCUAUGUCUGAGAAGAAUGGGAUGCAAGUUCUGGAAAUCCAGGAGGUCAACCAAGAUGAUGUGGGAGUGUACACAUGCAUGGUGGUGAACGGGUCAGGGAAGGCCUCCAUGUCAGCAGAACUUUGCAUCCAAGGUUCGGACAAUGCCAAUAGGUCAUUUGUGAGAGGAACCAAGGCAGCCAAUUCUGAUAUCAGGAAGCAAGUGACCAAUGGAAUCACGCAGGGGCCAACACUGGACAGCCUGGACACUGCAGCUCAACGCAAGAACUGCUCCAGCACCCAGCGGGGCUCCCCUGCCUGGGCCACAAGUAGCCAGCCUCAGCCCCUGAGGGAAUCCAAUCUGGAGCAGGGGGACUCAUCUAGAAAGGCCCUGAGAACCCCCAUCCAGACUUCCAGUACCAUCACCCUGCAGGCCGCAAAAGUCCAGCCAGAACCAAGAGCACCGGUCUCGAGUGCCCUCUCUCCUUCCAGAGAAGAGAGAGAGAGCCCAGCUGUUCCCCCUCCAGCCACCCUCCCCACCAGGCAGUCUGGCCUGGGAAGCCAAGAAGUUGUGAGCAAGGUUGCUACCAGGAAAGUCCCCAUGGACAGCUGGAGGGAUUCAACAUUCCCCAAAUUCGAGAGCAAGCCCCAAAGCCAGGAAGUCAGUGAAGAUCAAACAGUCAAGUUCAGAUGUGAGGUUUCAGGAAUCCCAAAACCCGAAGUGACCUGGUUCCUGGAAGGUGCCCCCGUGAGGAGACAAGAAGACACCAUUGAGGUUUAUGAAGAUGGCAGGUCCCAUUACCUCUGCCUGCUGAGAGCCCAGGUGAAGGACAGCGGGAGCUACAGCUGCACAGCCUCCAACGUCCGAGGCCAGGUGUCCUGUGGCUGGACACUCCUGGUGAAAAAAAAGAAGAGUGACAGGAAGAGCGAGUACCUCCUACCCAUGGCUCCCGGCAAGUCCACUGCACCCCGCUUCCUGCAGGGCCUCUCUGAUCUCAGAGUCAUGGAUGGAAGCCAGGUCACCAUGACAGUCCAGGUGUCAGGGAACCCGCCCCCUGAAGUCAUCUGGCUUCACAAUGGGAAUGAGAUCCAGGAGUCGGAGGACUUCCACUUUGAACAGAGAGGCACUCAGCACAGCCUCUGUAUCCAAGAGGUGUUCCCUGAGGACACGGGCACCUAUACCUGCGAAGCCUGGAACAGCGCUGGAGGGGUCCGCACCCAGGCCGUGCUCACAGUGCAAGAGCCUCAGGAUGGCACCCAGCCCUGGUUCAUCAGCAAACCACGCUCGGUGACAGCCUCCCUGGGCCAGAGCGUCCUCAUCUCCUGUGCCAUAGCUGGUGACCCCUUCCCCACCGUGCACUGGCUGCGAGAUGGCAAAGCCCUCUCCAAAGACGCUGGCCACUUUGAGGUGCUACAGAAUGAGGACGUGUUCACCCUGGUUCUAAAGAAUGUACAGCCCUGGCAUGCCGGCCAGUAUGAGAUCCUGCUCAGGAACCAGGUUGGCGAAUGCAGUUGCCAGGUGUCACUGAUGCUCCAGAGCAGCCCUUCCAGAGCUCCCCCACGGGGGAGGGAGCCUGCCAGCUGUGAGGGCCUCUGCGGCCGAGGAGCUGGUGCUGAUGGUGGUGGUGGAGACUGCUAUGGGACCCUGAGGCCCAGCUGGCCAGCAAGAGGGCAGGGUUGGCCCGAGGAAGAAGACAGUGAGGACGUGCGGGGGGUGCUGAAGAGGCGCGUGGAGACGCGGCAGCACACCGAGGAGGCCAUCCGCCAGCAGGAGGUAGAGCAGCUGGACUUCCGUGACCUCCUGGGGAAGAAGGUGAGUACCAAGACCUUGUCAGAGGAAGACCUGAAGGAGCUCCCAGCUGAGCAGAUGGAUUUCCGCGCCAACCUGCAGCGGCAAGUGAAGCCAAAGACUGUGUCAGAGGAAGAGAGGAAGGUGCAUAGCCCCCAACAGGUCGACUUCCGCUCUGUCCUGGCCAAGAAGGGGACUCCCAAGACCCCAGUGCCUGAGAAGGUACCACCACCAAAACCUGCCACCCCGGAUUUUCGCUCGGUGCUGGGCAGCAAGAAAAAAUUACCAGCAGAGAAUAGUAGCAAUGAUGCUGAGGCCUUGAAUGCCAAGGCAGCAGAAAGUCCCAAGCCCGUGGGCAAUGCCCAGCCUUCAGGGUCCCUGAAACCCGUGGGCAACACCAAGCUAGCUGAGACCCUUAAACCCGUGGGCAACACCAAGCCAGUCGAGACCCUGAAAUCUGUGGGCAACGCCAAGCCUGCUGAGACCCUGAAACCUGUGGGCAACGCCAAGCCUGCUGAGACCCUGAAACCUGUGGGCAACGCCAAGCCUGCUGAGACCCUGAAACCUGUGGGCAACGCCAAGCCUGCUGAGACCCUGAAACCUGUGGGCAACACCAAGCCUUCUGAGACCCUGAAACCUGUGGGCAUUGCCAAGCCUGCCGAGACCCCAAAACCCUUGGGUAACCUUAAGCCAGCUGAGACCCUGAAACCUAUCAGCAACGCCAAGCCAGCUGAGACCACAAAACCUAUGGGCUUCGCCAAGCUUGCUGAGACCCCAAAACCCUUGGGCAACGUUAAGCCAGCUGAGCCUCUGAAACCUGUGGGCAACACCAAGCCAGCUGAGAUCCUGAAACCCAUGGGCAUCGCCAAGCCUGCUGAGACCCCAAAACCCUUGGGCAACGUUAAGCCAGCUGAGCCCCUGAAACCUGUGGGCAACGCCAAGCCAGCUGAGUCCCUGAAACCUGUGGGCAGCGUUAAGCCAGCUGAGACCCUGAAACCUGUGGGCAACGCCAAGCCAGAUGAGCCCCUGAAACCUGUGGGCAACGCCAAGCCAGCUGAGUCCCUGAAACCUGUGGGCAACGUUAAGCCAGCUGAGACCCUGAAACCUGUGGGCAACGCCAAGCCAGAUGAGCCCCUGAAACCUGUGGGCAACGCCAAGCCAGAUGAGCCCCUGAAACCUGUGGGCAAUGCCAAGCCUGCUGAGACUCCAAAACCAUCUGGGAAAGAAGAACUCAAGGAGGUUAAGAAUGAUGUGAACUGUAAGAGGGGGCUUGCGGGGACCACAGAUAAUGAAAAAAGAUCAGAGAGCCAAGGGACAGCGCCAACCUUCAAGGAGAAGCUAAAAGACGUCCAUGUGGCAGAGGGUGAGAGGCUGCUACUCCAGUGCCAGGUGUCCUCGGACCCCCUGGCCACCAUCACCUGGAUGCUGAAUGGAAAGACACUCAAGACCACCAAGUUCAUCAUCCUCUCCCAAGAAGGUCCACUGUGCUCCCUCUCCAUCGAGAAGGCACUGCCCGAGGACAGAGGCUUAUACAAGUGUGUAGCCAAGAAUGGCGCCGGCCAGGCCGAGUGUUCCUGCCAAGUCACCGUGGACGGUGCUCCCACCAGUGAGAAUGCCAAGGCCGGGGAGCUGAAAGCACGGAGACCCAAGAGCUCUCUUCCUCCUGUGCUAGGAACAGAAAGUGAUGCAACUGUGAAAAAGAAACCUGCCCCCAAGACACCUCCGAAGGCAGCCAUGCCCCCACAGAUCAUCCAGUUUCCCGAGGACCAAAAGGUGCGUGCGGGAGAAUCUGUCGAGCUGGUUGGUAAAGUGGCAGGCACCCAGCCCAUCACCUGUACGUGGAUGAAGUUCCGAAAGCAGAUCCAGGAAAGCGAACACAUCAAGGUGGAGAACAGCGAGAAUGGCAGCAAGCUCACCAUCCUGGCCGCACGCCAGGAGCACUGUGGCUGCUACACCCUGCUGGUGGAGAACAAGCUGGGCAGCAGGCAGGCCCAGGUCAACCUCACUGUUGUGGACAAGCCAGACCCCCCAGCCGGCACACCUUGCGCCUCUGAUAUCCGGAGCUCCUCGCUGACCCUGUCCUGGUACGGCUCCUCGUAUGAUGGGGGCAGUGCCGUCCAGUCCUACAGUGUCGAGAUCUGGGACUCGGUGGACAAGACAUGGAAGGAACUAGCCACAUGCCGCAGCACCUCUUUUAACGUCCAGGACCUGCUCCCUGACCGAGAGUAUAAAUUCCGUGUGCGCGCAGUCAACGUGUACGGGACCAGUGAGCCGAGCCAGGAGUCUGAACUCACAGCAGUGGGAGAGAAACCUGAGGAGCCGAAGGACGAAGUGGAGGUGUCAGAUGAUGAUGAGAAGGAGCCUGAGAUCGAUUACCGGACGGUGACAGUCAAUACUGAACAAAAAGUGUCUGACUUCUAUGACAUCGAGGAGAGACUAGGAUCUGGGAAAUUUGGACAGGUCUUUCGACUUGUAGAAAAGAAAACUGGAAAAAUCUGGGCAGGGAAAUUCUUCAAGGCAUAUUCGGCAAAAGAGAAAGAGACUAUCCGGCAAGAGAUCGGCAUCAUGAACUGCCUCCACCACCCCAAGCUGGUCCAGUGUGUGGAUGCCUUCGAGGAAAAGGCCAACAUCGUCAUGGUCCUGGAGAUCGUGUCAGGGGGCGAGCUGUUCGAGCGCAUCAUCGAUGAGGACUUCGAGCUGACGGAGCGGGAGUGCAUCCAGUACAUGCGGCAGAUCUCAGAGGGCGUGCAGUACAUCCACAAGCAGGGCAUCGUGCACCUGGACCUCAAGCCCGAGAACAUCAUGUGUGUCAACAAGACAGGCACCAGGAUCAAGCUCAUCGACUUUGGGCUGGCCAGGAAGCUGGAGAAUGCCGGGUCUCUGAAGGUCCUUUUUGGCACCCCAGAGUUUGUGGCACCUGAAGUGAUCAACUAUGAGCCCAUCAGCUACGCUACAGACAUGUGGAGCAUCGGGGUCAUCUGCUACAUCCUGGUCAGUGGACUUUCCCCCUUCAUGGGUGACAACGAUAACGAAACCUUAGCCAACGUUACCUCAGCCACCUGGGACUUUGACGACGAGGCCUUUGAUGAGAUCUCCGAUGAUGCCAAGGAUUUUAUCAGCAAUUUGCUGAAGAAAGAUAUGAAAAACCGCCUGGACUGCACCCAGUGCCUUCAGCAUCCAUGGCUAAUGAAAGACACCAAGAACAUGGAGGCCAAGAAGCUCUCCAAGGACCGGAUGAAGAAAUACAUGGCAAGAAGGAAAUGGCAGAAAACGGGCAAUGCUGUGAGAGCCAUUGGAAGGCUGUCCUCUAUGGCAAUGAUCUCAGGGCUCAGUGGCAGGAAAUCCUCAACAGGGUCACCAACCAGCCCGCUCAAUGCAGAAAAACUAGAAUCUGAAGAAGAUGUCUCCCAGGCUUUCCUUGAGGCUGUUGCUGAGGAAAAGCCCCAUGUAAAGCCCUAUUUCUCUAAGACCAUUCGUGAUUUAGAAGUCGUGGAGGGGAGUGCUGCUAGAUUUGACUGCAAGAUUGAAGGAUACCCAGACCCUGAGGUCGUCUGGUUCAAAGAUGACCAGUCAAUCAGGGAGUCCCGCCACUUCCAGAUAGACUACGACGAAGAUGGGAACUGCUCUUUAAUCAUUAGCGAUGUUUGCGGGGAUGACGAUGCCAAGUAUACCUGCAAGGCUGUCAACAGUCUUGGAGAAGCCACCUGCACAGCGGAGCUCAUUGUGGAAACCAUGGAGGAAGGAGAAGGGGAAGGGGAGGAGGAAGAGGAGGAAGAGGAGGAGGAGUGAAACAAAGCCAGGGAGAAGCAGUUCCUAAGUCAUAUUACAAAGACUAUUUCUCUAAAGCUCAAAAAAUCCAAGAUAGUAAACGCACCUAGUGUGGUAGAUUAUCUAGUUAGGCCAUCUGGGGGUUGAUUCUUCAGCAACAGCAGUUGAUACCUGGCAGCAGUAUUGAUGGGCAUUAAUUUGAAUUAGCUGGCACCUUAAGAUACCAGUGCAGCUGGAUUUAUUUUGGGAAAUCAUCAGUAACUUGCCUGACCAGUUGAAUUUAGAGAGAAAGUAACCAAAAGAAAUAGUUAUCUAGGCAAAGUCAUACAUUCCCCAACCGAAAGCACUCGUGAAAACAAAGGCCCAAACAGGGCUCUGGGCCCGCCAGCCACAGCUCAGCCCAGAGGGCCCCUGGAGAUGGAGGGCGCUCUCCCAGCUCCUGGCUCCAGAGAACUGGGUCUUCUCCAGUCCUGCAGCACUUCUUUCUGAAAGCAGUUGAGCCAUUUUAACUUACAAGGCACAUUUGAUUCCAAAGUAUACUGUAGACAUUCAGACUUUUCCUUUCUCUCCCCCGUUCUACCUGCCAGUUUUUCUGGAUCUGAACUUGCCAUGAGUUUAAGAACUAAGGACAUUACGCUUCUUAGAUUCUGAAGACAGGUCCCCUGCUCAUGGAUUACUUUGGCUUCCUUAGGAAAAUAGAACCUCCCUUCUUCCAAAAUCAGUGGGAAAUCUAAACUUAUCCCCUCUUUGCAGAUGUCUAGCAGCUUCAGACAUUUUUUUAUAAGAACCGUGAAAAAAAAAAUCCUUGCUAAUGUGCUUUUCUUCUUAAACCAGGAUUCAUAUUUGUGCUGUUAUAGAAUAUCAGUCCUGCAUGUGUGGUGAAGAUUUUUAUGUUUGAAUGUAUGAAAAACCAGUUUGCUGAAAGUCAGUCUUAAUUAUUUAUUGGCCAUGAUGAAACAUUUCAACUGAUGGAAAGCUGUAGAACGCGACAUACUCUGGAAUCUCCUUCAAGAUAGUCUGAGUUGAAUACACCUGCAUUCUAGACACUCUCCAGAGAGCUCGACCUGCCUUCUGGGCUCCACGAUGUUUUUCUUCUUGAAUGUGCAUCAGUCAGGCCUUGCCCCCACCGUGAAAUACAUUCUGAGACCUGGGAAAUGCACUCAGACUUGCAUCUUUAGGGAUUUUUAACUUUCUUUCACUACAUUGGCACUUAAAUUUUUCUUGAUAAAACUUUUUGAAGGUCGUAAACAAAGACCAUAACUGAUAUGCCUAAUACAUUUCAUCUGCGUGUGUGUGUAACAUUCCAAAUACUUUUUUCUUUUCCACUGUUCGUAAAGUACAGCAAGUUAAUAUUCCAAGGGACUUGUUAGUAGUUCCUUGAGAACCAAUUUGAAAUUACUUCAGUGCAAUCCUACACGGUAUCAACAUUAGAAUUUUGGUGUUACUUAGUCUUAUGUUAUCUUCCAUUCUAUUUUUAUCUGCUUUUUGCUGCUAGUUUCAAACUGCCAGUAUUUUUCCUUUUUGCUUUUUAAACAGUUACAAUAUUUUUCAUAAUAGCCACCGUAUUCACAGUUUAUUAUAAUAAAGGGUUUUUAAUUUGAUUUAGAGCAUUCAAAGCUUUUCUUCAUCACUUUUGUGUUAGACUAUAAUCUUAUUUGUGUGUGUGUCAUGUGUGUGCGCAUGUGUGGUGUGUAUGUUUGUUGACAGGUUUUUAAUGCCUUCUUGAAAUUGUGUUAAUGUUCUCCCAGUUCAUUAUGCCAUCAGAAUGGUAAAUGAGAACACUACAACUAUAGUUAGCUCACAAUUUUUAAAUAAAGGAUACCACAGUGCA